Molecule: messenger RNA, 1342 nt
Organism: Bactrocera dorsalis (oriental fruit fly)
Lineage: Eukaryota; Metazoa; Arthropoda; Insecta; Diptera; Tephritidae
Gene: Burs
Product: bursicon
Exons: 3
Coding region: 656-1207 (183 amino acids)
Biological process (GO): animal organ morphogenesis
Molecular function (GO): receptor ligand activity; BMP binding
Source: RefSeq, a predicted model, not a curated record
AAAUACUAAAGGAAGAAAGAAAAAUCUACACUCUAUGUAAACACUUCCAUUUAUACAUACAUACAUACAUAUGUAUAUGUGUGUCAUGAAUGUUGGGAUAACUGUACAAACGUACACUCUUAUACACUAGCCUCUAUUUGAGUAUAUACCGUAUUAUAUAACUCUAAAUAUUAUAUGUAUAUGUAUGUAUGUGGUCGUAUGUAUGAAUAUCCGCUAAUUUUUUUCACUCCACAUGUGGCAGCCACAAAAUCUCAACACACAUUUAGCGCUUAAUGCAAUUCCUGUGUCCACAAUUAUGCAACACAAAUCAUUCAGCUGAAUUAUGCCAUGCGCACGAGGAAAAUUGAGCUGCCCGAGGUGCUCGAUUACCGUUAACGGCUAGUUACAUUUGAGAGCAUUCGCUAAAUUGCAGCUAUUAGAAAACCAUUUUCGAACAUUUUGACAAGAGUGGAUGCCAUUAAGUCCAUAUAUAAGUAUGUAUGAAUACGUAGCUCCUUUGAGAGGAUGUUGGAUUCUUCUUUGCCAUAGUUGGUUAUAAUCGGGUAUAAAAUGCCGCGUAGCACGUGCAACAAACCUUUAUUCGCUUAAAACUCAACGUGAGUGGUGAAAAAAUAAGUGGAAAUUAACGGUAGAGUAUAAAAUUAAAGGAGUGAAUAUGUUACGCAAGUUCAGGCAUGGCAACCAUUCUCCGCCAAGGACCAAAGCUGCGUCUAAUCACCGGUUUGCUGCAUUACUUCUUUUAUAUUGCAUUUAUUUCAUUUUCUUAAGAAUGAGCGCUGCUCAAGCUGAGGAAGGUGUUAUAACGGGUGAUAACGACAUCUCCCACAUUGGCGACGAUUGCCAAGUGACCCCGGUCAUACAUGUACUUCAAUAUCCUGGUUGCGUGCCCAAGCCGAUACCUUCGUUCGCCUGUGUUGGACGCUGCGCCAGCUAUAUACAAGUCUCCGGUAGUAAAAUUUGGCAAAUGGAACGUUCAUGCAUGUGUUGUCAGGAGUCCGGUGAACGUGAAGCUGCUGUCUCGCUCUUUUGUCCCAAAGCCAAACACGGUGAACGGAAGUUUAAGAAAGUACUAACGAAAGCACCAUUGGAAUGCAUGUGUCGUCCAUGCACAUCCAUUGAGGAGUCCGGCAUUGUGCCCCAGGAAAUAGCCGGCUAUUCCGACGAGGGUCCAUUAAAUAAUCACUUCCGUCGUAUUGCCUUACAGUAGGUGAAAUAUUUAAUUUACCUUUUUCCUACUUAAUGCAUAUUUUCUGUUUAGCCAAAAUUGGGAAGAAUAAUUAGUGUACUGCAUAAAAAAAAGAAAGCAAAAUAUAUUUAUAUAGCGGAAAGAAAUCGCCGCAUA